AUGAAAACGAGGCUCAUACCGCAAAGAUUUAAAAGGACGGGAAAUUAUAACGUGCGGAAAAAUUACUAUUAAAAGUUCAUGGGUUAUGUUGGUCAUCACAUAAAGCUCUAAAACCAUGAACAGAGAUAGGACCCAUGCCCUGUUAGAGUGGGUCAACUCCAUUGAUGGCACUCCUUGUAUCGAGUCUCUCAUUCAACUAAAUGAUGGGACACAUCUGAUCCACAUGUUGGAACAAAUAGUUCCUGCCAUGUUUCCAGCAGAUGUGGAAUUAACCACAGUUACUGCCAGGAUGGACUUUCUUAUCAUGGUUCUCUCAGAGAUGUACAACACAAAAAUAGAUGAGAGAGUCAACUUCAAGGCUAUCGUUAACUUUGCAGAUGAGUUUGAAAUUAGUAAGGUAGUGAUGCUGGUCAUGUACAGUGCCAUGGUGUUCAGCAGCAAUCAGCAGAGUUUCAUCCUGUCUACGUUGAAGCUGAACACAAGUACCCAAGAGGCACUGAAGGAGAUGAUCGAGGUCCUGAUGACAAGCCCAGACCACAAGAUUCCACAGAACUUUGAUGAUGUAUUAAAACAAAAUGUCAAUGAACAAGGUGGCUCAUCAGGUGCAGAUGGUGACACAGCCAACAUACCCUUACCUGCACCACUGAAAUGUUCACCACCAAAAUUUCAGAAAUCUAUGUUCAAUAGAAGUCUGCUAGCUUCCUUAGGCAACUCCUCUGCUAUAGGGACACCCAAACCGUUAUCAAGGAAAAACAGCACACGUACAAUAAGCCAAGAAUACACCAACUCCCCUGGGACCCCCUUCCAGCAAGUGAUGGAGUCCCCACAACUGGUUCACAGGGCAACUCCUCUGCUAUAG
Molecule: messenger RNA, 859 nt
Organism: Lingula anatina
Lineage: Eukaryota; Metazoa; Brachiopoda; Lingulata; Lingulida; Lingulidae
Source: RefSeq, a predicted model, not a curated record